AAAGUAAGAGAGAAGGAAAAGAUUGUGGCUGCAUUCAGACAAAUGCACCAGUUUCUGGGAGAACAAGAGAAGCUUCUUCUGGCCCAGAUGGAAGAAGUGGAAAAGGAGAUUUCAGCCAAAAGGGAGGAACAUCUGGCCAGACUUUCAGAGGAACUCUCCUCUCUUGAGGGUCUCAUCCAGAAGAUGGAGGAGAAGCAUCGGCAGCCAGCACCUGAACUCCUCCAGAAUAUUGGAAGCUUCUUACAGGGGUGUGUGAAGAAGGAGUUUGAGAAUCCUGUGGCUUUUCCUCCAGCUCUGAAAUGGAAGAUCUGGGACUUCUGUGAUAUCAGUCCCUUUCUGGAGGGUAUCAUGAAGCAAUUCAAAGGCACUCUGAAAUCUGGACUUCAACAGAAAAAAGCAAAGGUGACUCUGGAUCCAGAGACAGCACAUCCUCAUCUCAUCUUCUCUGAGGAUCAUCGAACUGUAACAUAUAGAGAGAAACCUCAAGAUCUUCCUGACAAUCCUGAGAGAUUCUACCCAUACCCUUAUGUGCUGGGCCGUGAGGGAUUCACAGGAGGCAGGCAUUUUUGGGAAGUCUCUGUGGGACAUGAGGAGGAAUGGAGUGUGGGAGUGGCCAAUAAGUCUGUGGAGAGAAAAAGCUCCUUCCCUUAUAGUCCCAAGACAGGAAUCUGGGACAUGGGGAAGUGGGGAAAUGCAUUCAGUGCCUCCAAUCCCUCUGAUGAUCUUGUUCUGACCCUGAAGGAGGAGCCCAAGAGGAUCCGGGUGACCUUGAACUGUGAAGGGGGCCGGGUGGCCUUUUACAAUGCAGACACCGCAGACCUGAUCUUUGAAUACCCUCCAGACUGUUUCUCAGGAAAGACCCUCCUCCCCUCUUUUUAUGUGUAUGAAACCCACCUGACAAUCUCUCCAUAAGGCUAGAGACCAGUCUCCAAAAACCCACAGCACGAGAGGAGCUUUAUCCUCCAUAAUCUGGAUCUGUUUCUUAUUUCUGCUCUCUUGCUGGAUCCUCUCUGCUCUCUCUGCUCGCUCUCUCUCUCAAGCUGUGAGUUGACAUAUUAGCUAAAAACAGAUUGAUGCAUUAGUUAAAAACGGCUCUUGUGUGAAUUAUGAGUCCUUUCUCCAUGGAGCAGGUGAAUGCUCAGCCCUGAGUGCUUGGCUCAUGCAUAAGUCCUCCUUCCAUUUGGAAAGGACAGCAAGAAAUAAAAGAUGCAAACCAAAGUUCAGUCCAUAAUUCCAGUUGCUAGAGUUCAGUAGUAAGUGGGCAGCCUGUCUCUUUGCCCCCUUUGCCUGGCUUUUUCCAGGGAUGUAAGCUGGACUUGGCUGUGAGGCUUUGGAUUCUUGUACCUUAUCUUUGUGUCCUUUUUUAUCUUUUAGUUGUUUUGUUUCUCUAAGUUGUAGGGGUUUUCUAAAAUUAUUAUUAUUAUUUCUAUUAUUUGUUAUUAUACUUAAAUUCACUUUCCCUUUUCACCUUUUACCUUCGAGUCUUUUUCUUAUUGUAAUUAAUUUUUCCCUUUCUUCUCUU
Molecule: messenger RNA, 1522 nt
Organism: Sceloporus undulatus (fence lizard)
Lineage: Eukaryota; Metazoa; Chordata; Lepidosauria; Squamata; Phrynosomatidae
Product: tripartite motif-containing protein 15-like
Exons: 5
Coding region: 43-912 (289 amino acids)
Molecular function (GO): protein binding
Source: RefSeq, a predicted model, not a curated record